Oryza brachyantha (malo sina) is the source of this 1580-nucleotide messenger RNA. RefSeq names its product putative receptor-like protein kinase At4g00960. Gene Ontology annotation, molecular function: ATP binding; protein kinase activity. The coding region runs from base 208 to 1488 and encodes 426 amino acids. Gene Ontology annotation, biological process: protein phosphorylation. The record is from RefSeq and is a predicted model, not a curated record. The transcript is spliced from 3 exons. NCBI's taxonomy places the organism in Eukaryota, Viridiplantae, Streptophyta, Magnoliopsida, Poales, Poaceae.
UGCCCGUGAUGCGACGCCUCUGAAGAAUUCUCCUCGACACGGCCAAAAAAACCAAACCGCACCCACCAAUCUCCCUCCUCCUCCACCCCACCCAGUACGGCACCGCACCACCACCGCCGACGCGGCCGCGCCUCUCUUUCCCAGACUUCUUGUUCGAGACCCCCCUAGCAGCGCCCGACGGAGGAGGCUUCGGGGGCGGGCGCGGGCAUGAAGCCCCGCGAGCUGCUGGAGCGGAUCGCGCGGCCGUUCUCCCGGCGGGGAGGAGGGGAGCGGCGGCGGAGGGAGGAGGAGGAGGCCGACCUGGAGGCGAUCGCCGCGAGGGAGCAGCGGGCGUUCCGGUACGAGGCGCUCGCGGCGGCCACGCGCGGGUUCUCCGAGAAGCAGAAGCUCGGGCAGGGCGGGUUCGGCCCCGUCUACCGCGGCCGCCUCGACGACGGCCGCGAGGUCGCCGUGAAGCGUCUCGGCGCCGGGUCGCGGCAGGGCGCCCGGGAGUUCAAGAACGAGGCCACCCUCCUCUCCCGCGUCCAGCACCGCAACGUCGUCAACCUCAUCGGGUACUGCGCCCACGGCUCCGACGACAAGCUCCUCGUCUACGAGUACGUCCCCAACGAGAGCCUCGACAAGAUCCUCUUCUCCUCCUCCUCCAGGCGGCGGCGGCGAGACGAGCUGACGUGGGCGCGGCGGCACGAGGUGGUGGUGGGCGUGGCGCGCGGGCUGCUGUACCUGCACGAGGACGCGCACACGCCCAUCAUCCACCGCGACAUCAAGGCCAGCAACAUCCUCCUCGACGACCGGUGGGUGCCCAAGAUCGCCGACUUCGGCAUGGCCCGCCUCUUCCCGGAGGCCGGCGACGGCCGCUCCCACGUCCAGACCCGCGUCGCCGGCACCAACGGCUACAUGGCGCCCGAGUACCUCAUGCACGGCGCGCUCUCCGCCAAGGCCGACGUCUUCAGCUUCGGCGUCGUCGUCCUCGAGAUCGUCUCCGGCCAGAAGAACUCCAGCUUCGUCCCCCCCUCCGACUCCGACGCCGACAACCUCCUCGAUCACGCCUGGAGGCUGUACAAGAAGGGGCGGACGCUGGAGCUGCUCGACCCGGCGGUGAAGUCGACGGCGGUGGCGGAGCAGGUGGAGCUGCUGGUCCGCAUCGGGCUGCUCUGCGUGCAGGCGGACCCGCGGGCGCGGCCGGACAUGAAGCGGGUGGUGAUCAUCCUGUCCAAGAAGCAGAGCACGCUGGAGGAGCCGACGCGGCCCGGGGUGCCCGGGGCGCGGUACCGUCGGAGGUCGUACGGCACGCGCGUCGGCGGCGGCUCGCACUACUCCGUCGGCUCCACGUCCGGGACCUGCAGCUCGCCGUCGACGUCCACGGCGUCGCACGCGACCACGUCGGCGGCAUCCAACGCGAUGACGACGACGACGUCGAGCACCACCACCACGCACACCAUGCGGAGCCAGGGGCUCCCCUUGCACCAGGAGGACAAGAAAGAGUAGUCGCGCCUCAAGAAUGGAGCGGAAUUGUACAUUUGUUCAUUGUUUUUUUUUCCUCUCUCCCUCUUGAUUUCUUCCGUGUUUGUUUCAAGAUU